Messenger RNA from Lactuca sativa (garden lettuce), 9584 nucleotides. It is a transcript of the gene ATM, whose product is annotated as Serine/Threonine-kinase ATM-like protein. NCBI's taxonomy places the organism in Eukaryota, Viridiplantae, Streptophyta, Magnoliopsida, Asterales, Asteraceae. Gene Ontology annotation, molecular function: protein binding; protein serine/threonine kinase activity. Gene Ontology annotation, biological process: DNA repair. The record is from RefSeq and is a predicted model, not a curated record.
AGGAGGGAACGCUUACGCACAAUAAGCCUUUUGACCUCGUUUGUCCCCAAAACCCUCUUUAGACAUUCCCUUCUCUCCCGCCACUUAAAAGUUAAACUCUCUUAAACAACCCAACUGACACAGUAAAACCCUAACUAUCUCUCAUCUUCUCACUCUAAACCAUCAGUGUUCGCAUUUGAAUCAUUUCCAGACUGUCUGUGUUCUUCUGGUAUUAUGCGAUGGUCAAAUCUGAAGAUGUCCAUGAAAUCGUUUUGAAACUCUCAUCUGAUAAGGCCAAAUCCCGUGAAGAAGGGAUUAAGUUGUUGAAUACAUGGCUAGAAGGAGAAAGGUUGAUUGAGUUCUGUAAAUAUAUGGGACGCAAUACAUCCAUGCUCAAACCUCAUGAGGUACCACACGCUAAAACUUGGCCUUUUCUUGUUAAAUUGCUCACUGAAGCUAUAAAGUUGGAGGUAUCUGCAAGUAAGAAGCGGCUGCCCAAGUUGGCAUUUGCAAAGACUCUUAGAAUUGUGGUACAACGAGCUGAAGAUGGAAAGAGUUUACAUCUUCUCUCUGUGGCAAAAUCACUUUUCAAUCAUAUAUGGAAGAUUUUACACGAUGUUCCAAGCUUUCAGUCCGAAUAUGGAAUUAUUCUACGACAUCUUUUGGCAGUUAAACAUCUUCAGUUUCACUUGAGAAAGAAUGUGUACUCUAGUCUGGUGCUUCUAUACAUGGAAAAGGUUGAGAUAAGCUUGAGUGAACGCAGUACCGGACAAUCAAUUAUUAAGGAGGAGGUCUUUCGGUGCAUCCUCACACUUCAUUCACUUCUUGAUAGUCCUCCUGGAGAUUUUCCUGAUGAUCUUCGUGUGGGAAUAACAAAAGGUUUUAUUGAGAUUUUCUCUAAUUUAAGGGAUGAGGGGAAGAUUUUGCGCAAAUUGGUUGAGUGUAUUAAUACAUAUUUGAUUAGGGAUGGUCCAAAUAUGGGCAGUCGAUCUUUAGAAAUUCAUGAUGCUGUGCAUCAGUUUCUUUUUCGUGUUUGGGUAACAACUCAUGAUCGUGGUCUGAAGGAUGCACUUGUUUUAUACGCAAGGUUACAAUUAAAGUUAGCAAGAGGAACUACUGAUGGCAGUGUUUUAUUGGAACAACUUUUGGAUAUAAUAGGAAAGGAACUAGAUCAAAUUAGUACCUCCACUACCAGUCUGCCAUGGAAUGAUACAACAAGGGAUGAUAAGCGAGGUACAUUAACAAACUCACAAUCCAGUUUGAUGGAUCUUGCAGCUAUUGUCUUUUGUCGGGCAUGCCUUGUUUCGUUUAAAGCGCCUGUAGCUGAUAAACGAGCUAAGAGGGAGAAUACUGUUGUCUAUUUAAACGAACAAAUCAUCAAAGGGAAGUGGUCUUGGAAUGCAGCAUUUUGCUUCCUUAUUCGCAACUACUCUAGUCGCAUUAAGCAUGAACAUUUCAUAUACUGGUUUGAAGGACUAUCCACAAACUUUGAGAGAAUAAUGAACAAAGCAACCAUGGAGCAUGCUUAUGAUGGUCUUCUGUGGACUCUACGGAGUCUUCAAGGACUUUCAUCAGUACUUCUACGUCCUAUUUAUGGAGUGGAGUGCUCAGCAAAAGUGGGAUUUACCAAUAAUCAGUUAUACAGAGGCUGGCAUACAAUAUGGAACACUCUACUGCGUGGUUUACCAAUGUUCAACAAUGUUACAUCAGUUGCAGAUGCUGCUCUUAUACUCCUUGGAAAUAUUAAUUUGAGUGAUCCAAUGAACAACUUUAUUGUAGCUCAUGAUGUAUGGGAUCUUCGGUUGUUUAAAAAUUCUCCAUCAGUGUCUCUUUUACGCUUCAUAUCAGGUUACUUUUCAAAGAAAGGAUCCCAUGGUGACAUGCAGGACGUUUUACAUCUGAGAAAAGAUCUCUUAAGGACGGUUAUGGGCUUACUUAACUGGAAGGGACAUAUGGUGUUCAAUGAGCAUACAGUUGUACUGUUGCCAGCAGCUGUAUUUUCUCUUUGUGCUGGUUCCUCUUGCUUUACAAAUUGUGAUAAAGGAUGUUCUUUGGCUCAUCUUCUUGUAGAUAUCCCUGUAACCAUUGAUGACAGCAUUGAGGUUGAAAAACUAGAGCAGGAAAGUUCACAUGAUUUGUUCGAUUGCUCUGUGGAAGUGCUUGCUGAAGUUUUUCUCGAUUCUCAUUCAGAGGUAGCCCAGGCUCCGAGCCAUCAGAAGGUUCGUCUCCCCCGUCAUUUAAGGGACUCACUGCUUCAUGAAACGGAGCUCGGAAUUCUUGAGGUUUUGGAAAACAAAGAGAUUGAGAAAAUGAUUCUCUCAGAUAUUUUCUUCAGAUGUGCUCUUUUGUCAAAUUUCCUGUAUGGUUCGUAUGUUACAAGGUUGAAAGAAGAAAACGUUUCUUUCUUCUCCGAAGUUGGUCAGUACAUGUUAGAAAUGCUGAGUCAUGCUGUUUCAGUGAUUGAAAAACGUUCCAGUGAUAUUCAGUGUGGUAGUCAUGGCUUAAAUGCUGGUCUUGAGGGCAUGGACUCCAUUCAAACUUCUUUAAAAUGUUUUAUUGGUUCCCCCCUCUUUAGCUAUCAAGAUGGUGAUGGUGAUUGUACGUUUUAUAAUGAUAUUAUCUGGUCAACCAAGAAACUUUUGAAGGCUCUGACUAAACUAUAUGAAGGAGUUUCUGAUGGCACACGUAAUCUUCAGUCUGAGAUAGAUCAAUCAGAUUGGCCAAAUCGCAAUAAUAUGACUGUCUUGGAUGCAGAGCUUGAUGAAAUUGAUGAUUUAGAAGAUGAUGUUGAUGUUAUGAGUAGUGGUGGAGAGAAUUCUCGAGUGUCUCCUACUGUUAAAUGGAAGCUGGAAAUUAUAUCAUUAAUCUCAAGCUUUUUUUCGGUUCUUCCAGUCGACACAUGGGAUGUUUUGUUCAAUUUGAGGCGAACAGAAAGUGAUCAAAGGCUGAUGGAAUGCCUUAUGCUUAACCUUUGUGAACAUCCUUGCUGGUCCUCUUGUCAAGGGUUUUCUGACAUGGUUUUAUCACUGGACAACAUGGUUGAUAGGCUUUCUGAUGUUAAGCUUCAGCCAACUAAGAUACUGACCGCUAUAUGUGGCCUGUUACAGACUUUGAUGUCAAACAAAGUUACAAAGGAAAAGAAUCUCGGUCAUUCUAUAAAAUCAGGAUUAUCUGAACAGGUGGCAUCACAAACUUCCAUGGAGCUAAUUCUAGAGGACGACUCUCAGAGUUUGGUACCACUGGGUGAUCUUGUUAUCAAAAUUGCAGAAAAUGACCAAUUUGAUUGGUUAGGUCGUGUGAAGCUCAUUGAUUGCAUAUGCAACUUUAUAUUACUUAGUCCUCAAAUCGGUCAGGCCAUGGUUGAGAAGCUGCUACUUAUGCUCCGAGAUCCUGAUUUCCGUGUUCGAUUUUCCCUAGCAAGAAGAAUUGGUGUUCUUUUCCAAACGUGGGAUGGCCAUGAUGAGCUCUUCCAGGACAUACUGUCAAAUUUUAGUGUAAAAUUGGUGGUGUUAUUUAAGGAUAAGCUCGUUAAAUCCAAUGAGGUUUUAGCUGCUGGUCAUCAACCACGCCCUAUCAUGGAAACCGUCAUUGUAACCCUUGUGCAUCUUGCCCUGCACAGUGAGAAAAUUGAGUUGGAGGCUGUUUUUAUGAUCUGUGUUAUUGCUGCUAUUGAUUCCUCCCAAAGGGAACUGGUUGCUGCUGUACUUGACAACCUAUCUAAAAAACUACAAUACAACUCCAGAUCCGAGUACAUUGGAGAGCUUAUUGCACCAAUUAUUUUCUUCUGGGUCCAGUGUGGUGUAAGCUUGGCUGCAUUAGUUGAGACACGUGAACUUUUUGUUCUCAACGUGGAAGCUAGUAAUUUCAUUCAAUUUUGUUGCCGUUGGCUUCUUCCAGCUUUGGUUUUGCAUAGUGAUGUUUCCAACUUGAACUGGGUUGCCAAGGUUUCCGGUCAAUCUUCUGCAGCACUUAUCAAGAGUCACUUUGUACAUAUCUUUUCAGUUUGUAUAGCAUUACAUUGCAGCAAAAGGUCUGGGUGGGAAUCUGGAGCAGCAGCACUUCAGAGUUCAAUAUUAAGUAUCUCUGGUUUAUCUGAGAAAGAGCGGGACACCCUUAUUAAGAGACACAUGGUUUCUAUUGUCAGUUACAUUUUAUCACUUGCUUCCCGAUUAUCAGAACCUGCAUUGCCUUUCUUUACCAAGGAUACCAUUCAACGUGCUAUUCAAACUGUGGUCGAUGGUUUCUUGAACAUGGAAGAAGCUCCUUGCAGCAUGGUUGUAGUGGACAAAAUCAACAUUUUUCGCCCCGAUAGAGUUUUUAUGUUCAUACUUGAAAUGCAUCAUAAAGUUACAGCGUCUAUUCACCAUAGGCACAGAUGUAACAGGUUGUCUGGUAUUGAGGUGCUUGUUAAUGUUCUUGGACAUAGAGCUGCAGUACCAAGCACUUCCAAUUAUCUUUUCACCUUAGUGGGGCAAUUCAUUGAUUAUGGUCCUUUACAAGACCAAUGUUAUCAUAUUAUCUCUACAUUGCUCAAAACCCUUAAAGACAACCAAUCUACAUAUGGUAUUGAUGUGCUUGGUGAACAACUUCAGUUUCUGGUAUCAAAGCUAGUUGAUUCUUGUAUACCCUCAAAAUUUGAUAUUAAACAUUCCCUCAAUCAUCCAUCUGAGGCUUUGUCACUGCUUCAUGAGCUUAUUGUGGAUUCUGAUCCAUCUCUUCAUAAGCAUAUCAAAGAACUUCCCCCCUUUCCUGCAUUUGAUAUAUUUGAUAGACUACGUAAGUUUCAUGGCGAAGUGUGCCAAGAUUACUCUGCAAGAGACCACUUAUUAGAGUUUGUGAGAAGAUCUAGUCAUCUUCCACCAAGGCUGGUUAUAUGCAGUCUCAAAGCUUUGCACAGUAUCAUGUUCACGGGGUUUGAGCGUCAAAAGAAUGCAGAGCAGUUUUUUGGAGAUGCAUUUUGGCAAUAUGAUGAUGAAAUUGUACGUGCAGUUUGGACUCUAGUUCGAAUGGCCAGUUCAGAUGCAUCAAACAGUUUUGGAGCAUUUGUUUCUGAUUUUUUAUCAAUGAUUGGUAUUGGGGAUCCACAUCGUGUUGUUUUCCAUCUUCCUGGAGAGUCAAACCGGAUACACAUUUGCAAGCCUCUUUAUUCGGAUGGUGGUAGUGGCUUCAGUUUUCAUAUGGAUUCAGGUUUAUCUGAAGAGCUCUUAAUUGCAGUGAUGCAGCUUUUGAAGAAGUAUUUGAUGGAUGAAUCUGUCGAGAUAAUUGAGAUGGCAUCACAAGCAUUACGUGGGAUACUUUCAACUGAAAGGGGUCACCGAGCUUUACUGUCACUUGAUUCUUAUGAGAGGUCUAUACUCGAGGUUCACUCCAAGGGUGUUAAUGCACAGCUAGUUCAGAGUUCCUUAAUGGAUCUAGAAAGGAAGUUCAGUGGUCAAGCCAUUACAAUUGAGAAGACUUCUACAUGGGAGACUCGUGACAAAACAUUUGAGACAUGGAUCUCUCAGCUAGUUUAUGCACUCAUUUAUUUUUGUGAUGAUACUAUCUUAAGGUUAUGCCAGGAUAUUGUGCUGCUGAAAGCUGAAGUUGCGGAGCUUCUUUUGUCAAAUGUUAUGGUCAAUCUUGCAAAGAGGAAGAAUUUAGACAUUGAUCUUUGCAAGCUGAUCUCCGUGAAGGUGGUGGAAGAGAUAGUUAUUGAAUCCAAUAGCUUAAUCAGAUCAGUUCAGGUUAUUUUGGAUGCACUCAAUGAACUUCGACUCUGUCAUGUAAUGGAGAGAGCUACUUCUGCUCCUUCUAAAACCGAAGGCUCAAAGCAUGCGAAGUCAUCUAGUUAUAGCUCAAGAUCUCGUUCUACACCACGUAAGGCAACAGACCAUACUGCAACAUCUACUCAACCACUCACUUCUACAUUAUGUUGGGAAAAGGUUUAUUGGCUUCCCAUUGACUACCUUGUUGUCGCUAAGUCAGCCAUUGGCUGUGGCUCAUACUUCACUGCUGUGUUGUAUGUGGAGCACUGGUGUCAAGAGCAUUUUAGCUGCCUCACGUUAGGAAGUCCAGAUUUUUCCCAUCUAGAAAUGCUACCACACCACAUAGAAAUUCUAGUUGCAGCAGUUACCCAAAUAAAUGAACCAGACAGUUUGUAUGGGAUCAUCCAGUCUCACAAGCUGACAUCACAAAUAAUCACCUUUGAGCAUGAGGGUAACUGGAGUAAAGCUCUUGAGUACUACGACCUACAAGUACGAUCUGAGGCAUCGAUUGAGAUGGGUAAUAAUAGUUCCCGUGAUCAAUCCUUAUCUUCAUCUUCCUCCAAACCAGAAGAUGAAAUGAAACAAAGAAAACCACACAAAGGGCUGAUCAAAUCUUUACAACAAAUUGGUUGCACUCAUAUGUUGGAUAUGUAUUGCCAAGGGCUAAUGUACAAAAAAGGCCGCUUUCAGGAUGACUUAGAGUUCAAUGAGCUACAGUUUGAAGCUGCUUGGCGUGCAGGGAAUUGGGAUUUCUCUCUACUGUCCAUGGACACUAAUUCUCCUAAGCCAAGUCAACGGAUCAGACAUAGCCGUUUCAACCAAAGGCUACACAGCUGUUUGAGGGGUUUCCAUGAGGGAGAUGUGGGCGAAUUUAACCUGAACCUCAAAGAAUCUAAGCAGGAGCUUCUGUUCUCUAUCUAUCAUGCAAGUGAGGAGAGCACAGAAUAUAUUUAUUCCACUAUUGUGAAGCUCCAGAUUUUCUGUCAUCUUGGACUGGCCUGGGAUUUGCGAUGGGCAUGGUUGGAUGGGAAGAAAGAUAAUGACAGCGAGGCACAAAGAUUACUAUCUGGACCUUUGACUCCCAACAUGGACCAGUUGUCAUGGUUGAAUACGGAAUGGAGCUGCAUUCUGAAUCGUGCACAGUUACAUAUGAACCUGUUAGAACCAUUCAUGGCAUUCAGAAGAGUUAUGCUUCAAAUUUUAAGCUGUAAGGACUGUACUGUCCAACAUCUUUUGGAAUCUGCAUCUAUUCUUCGUAAGGGCUCUAGAUUUUCUCAAUCUGCUGCGGCAUUGCAUGAGUUUAAGUCCCUCUACAUUGGUAUGGGAGGAGAAGAUUCUAAACUCUAUUGGCUUGGAAGGGUUGAAGAAGCAAAGCUUCUGCGGGCCCAAGGUCAACAUGAGAUGGCAAUUAAUCUUGCCAAGUACAUCUCUGAAAAUCGCAAAAUGAAUGAGGCGGCAGCAGAUGUAUAUCGUCUAGUUGGAAAAUGGCUGGCUGAAACACGUUCUAGCAACUCUAGGACUAUCUUGGAGAAGUAUCUGAAAAAUGCGGUCAACCUUGCUGACAAACACCAGUCAACAGACAAGAAGUCAGUUGCAAGACAAGGACAAACACAUUUCCAGCUUGCUCAUUAUGCGGAUGCUCUUUUCCGUAGCUAUGAGGAAAGACUCACCUCUAAUGAGUGGCAAGCAGCAAUGCGCUUGAGAAAACAUAAGACAAAAGAGUUGGAUGCACUUUAUAGGCGAUUCAAGAAUUCAUCCAAGGGUGAUAAAACAGAUUAUUCAGUAAAAAUACAAGAGUUGCAAAAACAACUUACAAUGGACAAAGAGGAGGCUGAAAAGUUGCAGCAAGAUAGAGAUAAUUUCCUCAGCAUAGCAUUGGAAGGAUACAAGCGAUGUCUAGUCAUUGCCGACAAAUAUGAUGUUCGAGUGGUGUUUCGACUUGUAUCUCUGUGGUUUGGUUUAUCCACAAGACAAAUUGUUGUAGAUGGGAUGCUCAGUACAAUCAAAGAGGUGCAGUCUUGCAAGUUUAUACCAUUAGUAUACCAAAUUGCUUCAAGGCUGGGUAGCUCAAAAGAUAGCCAGGGACCUAAUACUUUUCAGUUCGCUUUGGUUUCUCUAUUAAAGAAAAUGGCAAUCGACCAUCCAUACCACACAAUCUUUCAGCUUUUGGCACUGGCCAAUGGUGAUCGUGUCAAGGAUAAGCAACGAAGUAGAAGCUCAUUUGUGGUGGAUAUGGAUAAAAAGUACGCUGCAGAAACGCUCUUAAAAGAGUUAUCCUCGCACCAUGGAGCUGUGAUCAGACAAAUGAAACAGAUGGUAGAAAUUUAUAUCCGGCUUGCUGAACUGGAAACAAAACGAGAGGAUACCAAUAAAAGGAUGGCUCUCCCAAGAGAAAUUCGCAGUGUCAAGCAACUUGAACUCGUACCUGUGGUGACAUCAUCUUUUCCGGUUGACCCUAGUUGUCAGUAUGAGGAAGGGUCAUUCCCACAUUUCAAAGGCUUAGCAGAUUCAGUCACGAUCAUGAAUGGCAUAAAUGCUCCAAAAGUUGUCGAGUGUCUUGGUUCGGAUGGUAAAAGAUAUCGACAGCUUGCGAAAUCAGGAAACGAUGACCUCAGACAAGAUGCUGUAAUGGAACAGUUCUUUGCAUUGGUGAAUACUUUCUUACAGAACCACCGUGAUACGUGGAAAAGAAGAUUAGGGAUACGGACAUAUAAGGUGGUUCCUUUUACUCCAAGUGCUGGUGUUCUCGAGUGGGUAAAUGGCACUUUACCUUUAGGUGAAUAUCUUACAGGAAGUACAAGAAGUGGAGGUGCCCAUGGGCGUUAUGGAACAGGAGAUUGGUCAUUUCCCAAAUGCAGGCAACACAUGGCUACAGAAAAUAACAAGCGCAAGGCAUUCCAGGAAGUCUGUGACAAUUUCAGACCAGUGAUGCAUCACUUUUUUCUAGAGAGGUUUUUACAUCCAGCUGACUGGUUUGAAAAACGACUUGCUUAUACAAGAAGUGUGGCAGCUAGUUCAAUGGUUGGUUACAUUGUGGGUCUUGGAGAUCGACAUUCCAUGAACAUCCUAAUUGACCAAGCAACUGCAGAAGUUGUACACAUUGAUCUGGGUGUUGCAUUUGAGCAAGGAUUGAUGCUAAAAACACCUGAACGGGUUCCCUUCAGGCUCACAAGAGACAUCAUAGAUGGUAUGGGAGUAACUGGAGUGGAAGGCGUUUUCAGAAGGUGUUGUGAGGAAAAUCUUUCAGUCAUGCGCACAAAUAAAGAAGCUUUGCUCACCAUCAUUGAAGUUUUUAUCCAUGAUCCUUUAUACAAGUGGGCCCUAUCACCCCUAAAAGCUUUGGAGCGCCAAAAGGAAACUGAUGAUGAUCUGGAGGCAAGCUUGGAGGAGUCUGAAGAAGGAUAUGAAGGAAAUAAAGAUGCAGCACGUGCUCUUUUGCGUGUUAAGCAGAAACUUGAUGGAUAUGAAGAGGGUGAAAUGAGAAGUGUGCAUGGACAGGUUCAACAACUGAUACAGGAUGCAAUCGAUCCUGAUCGCCUAUGUCAAAUGUUUCCUGGGUGGGCGUCUUGGCUCUAAUGUAAGUCAACUGUACAGGGUUUUUUUUUGUACCGAUUUUACCCUUGUACAUCUUUUGAGGCUUUCCUUGUUGGGUGGGUGAGUACAUACGUACAGUUAUUCUACUUUCUGUACAGUCUACCUCUGAUGUAAGCUCUGAUGUUGUACCCAAGUUUUCCAUCAGCAUCUUCUUUGUUCCAUUCAAAAUGGAUGUAAAGGACUUAAGGCAUCUUAAAUUUUUAAUACUAGUCAUAUUUAGCUUAUUGGUUAAUUACUAAAAAAAAUAAAAUAAAAUUCUCAUACUCA